Messenger RNA from Akanthomyces muscarius, 336 nucleotides. RefSeq lists its product as uncharacterized. The record is from RefSeq and is a predicted model, not a curated record. The coding region runs from base 1 to 336 and encodes 111 amino acids. The transcript has 2 exons. NCBI's taxonomy places the organism in Eukaryota, Fungi, Ascomycota, Sordariomycetes, Hypocreales, Cordycipitaceae.
AUGUGCUACUUUGAGAUGACGCUCUGGAGCUGCGGCUACUGGCGCUGGGGCCACUUUCGUCAACAAUGCAACAAGGAAUACCGCAUGGGCGAGACGUGCGGCCUCAAGCUAGUGUAUGACACGAAACGGGAACCGGAUAUCUGCAAGCUGUGCCACGACAUUGAGAAGAAGCAGCGACGCUACGACAAGAUGGCCCGCGACGUCGAGCGCUGGCAGCGCGAGGGCAACCGUAGGGCCACGAUUGAGCGGACGUGUGGAGAAAUGCGAGAAGUGGCGGACCAAAUUUACCGCAUGAGAGAGGAGCAUUAUCAGAGAACCUCCUCACUCGGCCAGUGA